This is a messenger RNA of Brassica oleracea var. oleracea, 1093 nucleotides long. Its product is annotated as syntaxin-73. Gene Ontology annotation, molecular function: SNAP receptor activity; SNARE binding. Gene Ontology annotation, biological process: intracellular protein transport; vesicle fusion. NCBI's taxonomy places the organism in Eukaryota, Viridiplantae, Streptophyta, Magnoliopsida, Brassicales, Brassicaceae. The record is from RefSeq and is a predicted model, not a curated record. Gene Ontology annotation, cellular component: membrane; endomembrane system; SNARE complex.
AAGAAUCCUUACGCGUUUUGCUGAUCGAUGGGCUUGGUUGAUUUGAUCACAAGGGUUGACUCCAUCUGCAAGAAGUACGAGAAGUACGAUCUCGUUAAACAGAGAGAAGAAGCUAACAUCUCCGGAGACGAUGCCUUCUCUCGUCUCUAGUUAACGUUUCUGUCUAAUUUUUCUACUUCUCGUAACGUUAAACGUUAACGUUAGAAAACGGAGGAGUUCUCGUCUGAGACGAACAGAGCGAAAGCUGUAGCGAUGAACGCGGAGAUACGAAGAACGAAAGCUCGUUUGCUCGAAGGUGUUCCGAAACUACAGAGGCUUGCUCUCAAAAAGGUUAAAGGGCUCUCACAAGAAGAGCUUGAUGGUAGAAAUGAGUUGGUUUUGUCGUUGAGAGAUAAGAUUGAAGCCGUACAAGACGGCUCUGCUCCUGGAAACGGUUGGGCUGCUUCAACGUCGUACACAAACAUCAGAUUCGACACGAAUGUCUCUGAUGGCAGAGUCGAUAGUGAAUAUUUCCAGCGAACUGAAGAGUCUGGUCAGUUUAAACAAGAGUACGAGAUGAGAAGAAUGAAGCAGGAUCAAGGGUUGGAUUUCAUAGCUGAAGGUUUGGAUACGCUCAAGAACAUGGCUCAGGACAUCAAUGAGGAACUUGAUAGACAAGAACCACUCGUUGAUGAAAUAGAUACAAAGAUUGAUAAGGCAUCUACUGACUUGAAAAGCACCAAUGUGAGGCUCAAGGAUACGGUAACUAAGUUGAGAUCCAGCCGCAACUUCUGCAUAGACAUCAUCCUCUUAUGCAUCCUCCUUGGAAUAGCUGCCUUCAUUUACAACUCGGUGAAGUGAAAGCUGGCAAUGCCGCAUCACACAAUACAUGCACACGCAUAGAAGCAUGUUCUUGUUAAGUGUCAAAUGAGCGAAGUUUCAGUUUUCAUCUGUCUUAUUAUACAGCCAAUCUAUCUUUGGUGUCUGCUAAACUAGCCAAAAGAUAAUAUUUCAGUUAAUAACUUAUGAUUAAAUUCACUUCAGCUGUUUCACUUUUCUAAUUUAUUCAGUUUUUAGCAUUGUAACACUUAGAUCUGUUAUUUUAUUUUUCUUG